Molecule: messenger RNA, 2127 nt
Organism: Fusarium keratoplasticum
Lineage: Eukaryota; Fungi; Ascomycota; Sordariomycetes; Hypocreales; Nectriaceae
Product: Zn(2)-C6 fungal-type domain-containing protein
Exons: 5
Coding region: 1-2127 (708 amino acids)
Biological process (GO): regulation of DNA-templated transcription
Molecular function (GO): zinc ion binding; DNA-binding transcription factor activity, RNA polymerase II-specific
Source: RefSeq, a predicted model, not a curated record
AUGGCACCGUCGUCCCGUCCCUUGCUCCCGAGACCCGCGUCGGACAAGCCGAGGAUUGGCAGCAGAAUCCAGGGUCCACCCCUUUUCAAGCCCCCCAAGACUAGAACGGCAUGUCAUCACUGUCGGAAACGCAAGGUGAAGUGCGGCGGCCAACGUCCGACCUGCCGGGCCUGCAUCCAGCGGGAGCUCAAGUGCGAGUAUCCCAUAGAGAAGGGCGAGGUCCUCGAGGCCGGCUUUGAGUCGAGGGAUCUCGUUGCGCGUCUGCGCAGCUUGCCCUAUGACCAGGCCCUAGAGCUAUUCCAGCACCUACGCGAAGGGCAAGGAUCUUCGUCUUCGGCUGCAGGAGAGUCGAGCACACCUGCUGGCAGCCAAGGGUCAAGUAUACCACCUUCCAUACCUGACACCUUCAUUCUCAGGAGUUGUAUGCCUGGGACCCCUAAUUCCCUCGAGUUUGAGCUUGCCAUCAGACAUCCCAUCGCCUACCCAACCCUGUAUCCCAUACCCAUCGCCUCUCUCCCUCCUGAGCGGAUGAUCAGGCCAACCAGGGCCAUCCAAUCGCCGUCAACGUCUCCUUCAGCAGAGUCGGGUGACUCUCCUCAGCAAGACAUCAUCCCACCUACGCCCAGUUCCUCAGCAGCCCAGCCGCCGACGACACUACUCAUCCACGACGGUCUCAAGCAACUCGACAUCACCUACUGGACAGAUGUACCCAUUAGCAGUGAGCUGGCCGGGCGGGUGAUUUCUCUUUACCUCGAGAUAGACUACCCAGUCUUGCCCCUAUUCCAUGCCGACCUCUUUGUCCAAGAUCUCGUACAGCGACGAGGAUAUUUCUGCUCUCGCUUCCUUGUUUCCGCCCUUCUGAGCUGGGCUUGUCAAGCAUACACUGCCCUGAAGCCAGAGGUCGCCACAUACAGCGUCGAGUUCUUUUCCGAGGCCGAGAGAUGUCUCGCCGCCAUGCCGUCGGCCAACACGCUGACGGCUGUCUCGGCGCUGCAGUUUCUUUGCAUGAGUGCUGUAACACAGGGCAGGGAUGACGUUGCCUUGAGGUAUCUUCAAGAAAGCGUCAGAGUCGGCAGGACGAUGGGAUUGUUUGGGGUACAGCCCGGUAGACCCUCAGCCAACAGCUGGCUGGUCGGUUACCACGAUUGGCGCAUUGCCGCAUCGUAUACAGCAUGGGGAGUAUUCAACUGGGUCUCUGUCCACGGCCUUCAUUACCAGAGAGCAGAGAUCGAGAUUCCUCCCCAGCUUCCGAUGCCAGGGGACGUUGAAUUUACUCCGGAUAUGCAGGGUGUCUACUCUGCCCAUCCUGACCCCCAAAAAGACACAUUCAGGGCUUGCUGCCAGCUCUGGGUCAUCUUUCAUCAGGUACUCUGGUCAUAUUAUGGCCAAAGGAAGACUGGAGUGCCCUCGCAACGCGUUCCGAUCGAGUUUGCCGAGGGGAUAUAUCGUCGACUAUUAACAUGGGCAGACGACUUGCCCUUGAACCUCGUACGAAGCGAUUUAAGCAACCAUGGCGUUAUGAUGAUGCAUAUAUAUUUCCACGCCAUCGUUACAGACGUUUUCAGACCCCUGCUCACCGAUGCCGAAAUGAGCAAGCCGCUUCGCCUAGGCUCGUUCACAGCGCCUAAAGCCACUCCGGAGGCUGCGUACUUGGCUUCUGUGAACCAGUUGAAGCGUCUGCUGCUCAUGUAUCGGCUCAACUUCAGGACAGCCAUGUUCUCAGUGGUCUGGCAAACGGGCCUGAUCUACGUGGCUAAUGCUAUGAUGAGAGAGGUGAAGUCCAACAGUAACGAAUGGCGCUACUACCUUUAUCUCUGCAUGGCUGGGCUGGAGGAUCUUUACGCCUCCUACCGGGUGUUUGGAUCCAUUGCAAAGGCCAUUCUAGGCAUAGCAAUUGAACACGGUGCUCUCAGGACCUCGGAAGCACGGCGCAUCACGAACGAGUUAGAGGACCUGGGUCGCCAUCACACAGCCAUCAAGCCUCUGGGCGAUGGACGAGAGGUAGCCAACUGGGUGAUCGAUCUAGAUCUUGCGAUGACGGACCCCAGAGCCGCGCAAGGCAGUAACCUUGCGGAACGAUUCCAGGAGCUCAUCAUCGAGGAUCCCCCAGACCAGAGCCAAUCUUAG